GGUUCAUUCUUCCUUUUCUCUUUCCUUCUCAGAGGCCCUGCCCGUCCAAGAAGUGGCAAGAGCGGCAGGGCUGCCACCUGCUUGUGGACAGGGAGGGAACUGGAGACAAGGGGUGAACCUCUGCAAGGAAGUCCCAGGGUGCUGGACAGCUGGGGCCUGAGAGCCAGGCCUCUUGGCUCCUCCUCUGGCUUGCAGUGGGAAGGCCACUUCUUGUCUCUAGGAUGCAACUCAAGAGCCAUUGGUUCCGUAAUCAGGCCCCUGCUUAUAAGCUGCCUCUGGGUUUUGUCUGGGCCCCCAUGAGCAGGAGCAAGGAGGAGGGUAGGGGUAGCAGGCGCUGUAAGUCCUUGAAGGCCAGAGGAUGUGGAGGGCGUGACUACACCUGCCCCAGGAGCUGGUGAGAACCCAGCUGAGGCUCUGCCGGGAGAGGAGUGUGUCUCUAGCUCAGCAAUGCGGGGCUCUGUGGAGAGUUCUAGAGUUUGAAGGGACCUGAAGGACACUGCAGUUCGAUGCCCACCACAGCACUGUCACUUCCCUCACCAGGAGUGGACUCUGCUUAGUCACCUCCAGCGAGGGCCCCUCUACCUCCAGAGGCAGCCUGUGUGUCUGGGAGCCCCAGUCCCCAGAAUGCUUCCUUCAAAGGAGCACUGCUCUGUCCCUGAAGUGUGAUGCCAUGUCUUCUCUUCCUUGUGACAGCUCUGUCAUGCUGGGGACCUAAAUUUCUACCUCCCAAAUCUCCUCUGUCCCUGCUGAGGAUAUUCCUUUGUGUGAGGACCCCCUCAGCCUCACUGGCCUGGGACUCCUCGUGGACUCAGAGCCAUGGCCCCCAGCCUGCCAAGUAGAAAUUCCUGCUCCAGGGAGGAACUCCUGCUCCUUCAUUCGCUCUUCCACCCCUGGUGGGGACUUUCAACUGCUGCCCCAGUGGGUUUAGCUGUGAGGAUGGGAGGUGAGUCCAGUUCCUCUACCUUCCUCUUGCCGCUGCUUCCAUCCGGCCCUCCCCAGGAAUCUCCUGGUUUCAACCCUCCUCUUCAGAAAGUUCAGGCUCAUUCCAGGCUCUCCUGUAGCAUCAGGCAUGUUUGUUGCUGAAGUUUGGCAUGGGUUAGACUUGUGUAUUCAAGCAGUAAGUGUUUGUAGCAGACCUGCUGUGUGCUUCAGGGUGUUGGCCCAGCUGCUGGGGGGCAAAUGGAAUCAGCUACAUUAUCCCUACUCUUGCUCUCAAGAAAAUCCUGCCUUUUGGGGCACAGAAGGUGGGCAGAUGGCUGGACAACUGGCUGCCCACCACGGCAGAAUGCCAUCGGGCCCUAACAGAGCAGUGAGCAGAGAGCCAGCAGGUUUGACCUCUCCCUGGAGAGGCUUCUCAGCUGAGCACCACGGGAGAGCAGGGUUUGGGUAGGCAGAGAACCAGAGGAGGGAACUCCAGGCUAAACGGCGGAGCAAAGGCAUGGAGGUGGGAGGAUGCUUUUUGUGUUGAGGGCCGGUGAGAGGCCUGUUGUAUUGGACUACAGGUUGCCACGUGAGGGCUGUGGUGCCCUCUACCAAAGGAGCAGUGGGGUGGAGGGUCCCCUCUCAGCUACACAGGAGCCUGGAGGAAGUGGAGAGCAGCAAAGAACUGAUGGACUGCGAUCCCCAGCGGUCCCGGCCCCUGAGCAGGGAUCAUCACCCUGCCUAAAACUGUACCAUUCUCUUCUUUGACAGUGUUUUCAUUUCUUGCCUAGCAGUGACCAGCACUGACAUGCUGUCCAUGUUGUCAUCCCUGACAUUGACACACAGGUGCACUUGAGCGCCAGCCCGGCGGGGGAGGGACUAGUGUCCCUUUGUUCACUGCUGUAUUCCCCGUGCCUCCAACUGUGCCUGGCACAGAGCAGGCGGACGACCCCCCGGAACCCGUGUACGCGAACAUAGAAAGGCAGCCCCGGGCCACUUCUCCGGGCGCCUCAGCGGCCCCUCUUCCCAGCCCGGUGUGGGAGACGCACACGGACGCCGUAACCGGGCGCCCCUACUACUACAACCCGGACACAGGCGUUACCACCUGGGAGUCACCCUUUGAGGCUGCCGAGGGCGCUUCCACCCCAGCCACCUCCCCUGCCUCAGUCGGCAGCCACGUGAGCUUCGAGACCGAGUGGGGCCAGUACUGGGAUGAGGAGAGCCGCAGGGUGUUCUUCUACAACCCGCUGACAGGCGAAACGGCCUGGGAAGACGAGGCCGAAGACGAGCCGGAGGAGGAGCUGGAGAUGCAGCCGGGCUUGAGCCCCGGCAGCCCUAGGAGCCCACGGCCCCCCACCCCCGAGACUGACUACCCCGAGUCGCUGACCAGUUACCCUGAGGAGGACUAUUCUCCCGUGGGCUCCUUCAAUGAGCCCAGACCCACUUCUCCCUUGUCCACACCCCCCGGCUGGUCAUGUCACGUCAGCCAGGACAAGCAGACGGUCUACACCAACCACUUCACCCAGGAGCAGUGGGUGAGGCUGGAGGACCCCCAUGGGAAGCCAUACUUCUACAAUCCAGAGGACUCCUCCGUUCGAUGGGAGCUGCCCCAGGUCCCUGUCCCUGCCCCUCGAAGCAUCCAUAAAUCCAGCCAGGACAGUGACACCCCAGCCCAGGCCAGCCCUCCAGAGGAGAAGGUCCCGGCAGAGUUGGAUGAGGUUGGGAACUGGGAGGAAAUCUCUCCUGCCACAGCUGCUAUGAGGACCAAGACCUUGGACAAGGCAGGGGUGCUCCAUCGCACCAAGACGGCAGACAAGGGAAAGCGGCUCCGGAAGAAGCACUGGAGUGCCUCCUGGACAGUGCUGGAGGGUGGCGUCCUGACAUUCUUCAAGGACUCAAAGACCUCGGCUGCAGGCGGCCUGAGGCAGCCUUCCAAGUUUUCCACCCCUGAGUACACAGUGGAGCUGAGGGGGGCCUCUCUCUCCUGGGCCCCCAAAGACAAAUCCAGUAAGAAGAAUGUGCUGGAGCUGCGGAGCCGAGAUGGCUCAGAGUAUCUGAUCCAGCAUGACUCGGAGGCCAUCAUCAGCACCUGGCACAAGGCCAUUGCCCAGGGCAUCCACGAGCUGGCUGCGGGAAUCCAGUCCGCAGAGCUGCCCCCUGAGGAGGAGACCGAGAGCAGCAGCGUGGACUUCGGGUCGAGUGAGCGCCUGGGAAGCUUGCAGGAGAAAGAGGAAGACGCGCGGCCGAGUGCAGCCACGCCCGCCCUGGGCCCCGGGGGUCUGGAGAGCGACUUGAGCAAGGUCCGGCACAAGCUCCGCAAGUUCCUCCAGAGGCGGCCCACACUGCAGUCGCUGCGGGAAAAGGGCUACAUCAAAGACCAGGUGUUCGGCUGCGCGCUGGCCGCGCUAUGUGAGCGUGAGAGGAGCCGAGUGCCGCGCUUCGUGCAGCAAUGCAUCCGCGCCGUCGAAGCCCGCGGUCUGGACAUCGACGGGCUGUACCGCAUCAGUGGAAACCUGGCCACCAUCCAGAAGCUGCGCUAUAAAGUGGACCACGAUGAGCGCCUCGACUUGGACGACGGGCGCUGGGAGGACGUCCACGUCAUCACCGGCGCCCUGAAGCUCUUCUUUCGGGAGCUGCCCGAGCCCCUCUUCCCCUUCUCGCACUUCCGCCAGUUCAUUGCGGCCAUCAAGUUGCAGGACCAGGCCCAGCGCAGCCGCUGUGUACGCGACCUGGUGCGCUCGCUGCCCGCCCCCAACCACGACACGCUGCGGCUGCUCUUCCAGCACCUCUGCCGGGUGAUCGAGCACGGCGAGCAGAACCGCAUGUCGGUUCAGAGCGUGGCCAUUGUGUUCGGGCCCACGCUGCUGCGGCCCGAGGUGGAAGAGAACAGCAUGCCCAUGACCAUGGUCUUCCAGAACCAGGUGGUGGAGCUCAUCCUGCAGCAGUGCUCCGACAUCUUCGCGCCGCACUGACGGCGGGCCUGGGACUGGGGCGGCCGCCGCCCUAGCCUUGCAGCCUGGCCUCCUUCACUCUGGGACCCUCCGCCAGCGCACAGCCACAGGCCGAUGUGACUUCUUGUACCCUCGAUUCUGAGGGUACGGUGACACCUAGUGGGCACUUCGCAAAAUGUGAUUUACACCCCACCCCCGGCCCCGCCCCGCACGUCCUGUUUUGGGAUUAAUUAGGUUUUUUUCCUCUGUGGCAUCACGCCUACUGUACGUGUGCGAUAGCGUGUGUGGGGGUGAGAGUUUGUUUUCUGGAAUGGUGGUUGCUGGGAGGAGGAGCCUGGUGGGGGCGCUUCCUGGCUGCUUCUGGUGGUCACCUCGUGGAGGCCUCCGCAGAGACUCUGUGGGUUCUGGCCCUGUACCAGCACUGUGCCAGUUAUGGGACAGCUGUGACUACUUCCCCACUGUGGAAACAGGACUGACCUAGCCUCCAGCGGGCGGCUGAACCUGCCCUUCUCAGGCCUCAGGGAUGACCUCCUGCCUGAGCCUCUCACAGGCUGGCUGUGGACCAGUUUCAUCUGCUUUCCUGUUGGGGGUCCUGGGCCUCUGCUGCCCUUGACCCACUGGUGUUCUGCGCAAGGCUUCAUCCUGUUCACCACGUGCACGCCUGGCGUCCUCGCUCGACAUGGCCAGUUCCAUUUUAUAGACGGGGACACUGAGGCCUGCAGCAACAAUGUGGCUUGCUCAGGGCCCAGUGAGUGAUCUCACUCCCCAGAAAAGGCUCCUCCCACACCAGGGCACAGCCUGGAUAAGGGAGAAAAUCAGUCCUUUCAGCUACCACUCCUCCAACCUUUGGGCCUAUGCCAGAGCUAAACUGGGUAUAUUCCCUCUGGACCUGAGGAGGCCCCUGAAGGGAAAAAAGGAGCCUGCCCCAGCUGUCCUGUCCUGGGGGAGGGGGACAGAGCCCUAGCAGGAGCUUCCAGCCCUCUUGACACUCUGACCAUCAGGUAUGCCCAUGUGGGGCCCACUUUGCUAUGAAGAGCUGGGCAGGCCUGCAGGGUGUGGGGAAGUUGGACACAACCUCAAAAAAGGAAGCGUGAAUCCCAGGGGACAGCAGAUCCCUUCCCUCCUCAGACACAAGUCACCUCAGCUUUCGGCCCUUGUCACCCAGCCCCACCCACCCACCUGUUCAUUAAUGCAACAGACAAUGACAGCUGAUAUUUAUUGGAAUUUGCAUCAUGCCAAGCAUUUUGCCUGGAUUAUCCCAUUUGUUUCUCACAGCCGGUAUUUAUUGUCUGCUCUUCUGUGCCAGGCAUUGUGCUCUGGGCAGGGGCACGUCGAGGGCCGCCUGCCCUGGUGGAGCUUAUGGUCUGAUGUGUGAGGCUGACUGAAGCCCACCCCAUUGCCAGCAGGGACAGGGCAAGAGUACACACGGGAGGCCUCAUACCAUAUGUCUAAAUAUUUAAAAGUUAUCAAUCAAGCUAACAACUGUUAAAUAAAAUAUGUUCUAUUCUCCUA
Messenger RNA from Callithrix jacchus (white-tufted-ear marmoset), 5384 nucleotides. The record is from RefSeq and is a predicted model, not a curated record. NCBI's taxonomy places the organism in Eukaryota, Metazoa, Chordata, Mammalia, Primates, Cebidae.